CAUUUGGGUUCAUUUGUGAAAUAAAAAAAUGCUAGCUUAUUGUGGCAUAAAGCUCCUACCUACCGUUUGAGUGUGGAGGGCGAAGAGUGUUUGUGGAAUGACAAGAUUUUCGCUUAUGACUUAUUUUUCAAUUCCGGUUCCAAACUUCAGUGAUUUUAAUAAUCGAAUUUCUCAAAAUGACUAACGUAUGACGCUUAUGACUAGUUCACGAUAAAAUAUGCUACGUGCUAGACCGUUUGCUUAGUCACUCGGUAUAUACAAAAUUAUCGCCGUAAUAGAGACACAGUCCAAAUACAAGAGAUACCACUUUCUAUAACCUAACUUUUUAACCGCAAAAAUAUUAAUUUUAGAAAAUAAUGUGGAAUAUUAUAAAUUUGAGUUGUCGGUGUAAUAAUACUAAAAGUCAUAUUAAACUAUGGACCUCUACAAUUUUUCACAGAUCCUUUAGUGAAGAACUAGAAUUUCGCGUGCUUAACUUGAAAACCACAAGAACUCAGCAAUCUGCCCGCAAAAGAUUACAAAAACCAGAUGUAUUGCCGCCAAGAACAAAUAAAAUGCCAAUCGAUCAAGAUUGGGGUAACGUGUGGCCCGGGCCACGCUCGUUUCACCCCGCCACAGUACCGUUACCGAUCCGCCAAGGCUUCACCCAAAAGAAAGCAGCGCCACCAUCGAAAUACGCAAACGCCGAACUCAUGAAAAUACCAAACUUUUUGCAUUUAACGCCUCCAGUUAUUAAGCGUCAGUGUGAAAGUUUGAAACGCUUCUGCACUCCUUGGCCACAAGGUUUGGAGACAGACGAUAAGUGUGAGAAAUAUUUUCCGUUACACACUGCGUCAAGUAGUUACUGUUACUCUUCGCCGAGCAUUCGAGAUCCGUUGGCCAGGAUUGUAACGUUGCAAUUGAAAUUGUCCAGUUUGCAGUUAAACGAGCAUGCCAAAGACAAAUUUCGAAGAAUUGUCGGAGACCGUUACAAUGAGGAGAAUGAUGUUGUUACGAUUGUUGCGGAUCGUUGUCCACUGCGUCAACAGAAUUACGAUUACGCAAUGUAUUUACUUACUGCUGUUUAUCAUGAGUCUUGGAACGUAGAAGAGUGGGAAAAAAAUAAAUCCGAUUUGGACAUGGAGAUUUACGAUUGGAAUGUCAGCCGAUCUAAGAAGAACAUAGAAUCCAUAUUUGCUAAAUCGAGCAAUGAGAUAUUAAAGUCGGAUGUCUACUCAAAUGCUGUGACUUCAUUAAUGAACGAAGGUGAAAACGAUUACACAGUGUCAAAAUAUGGGGAAGCCGUUCGAGAACUAUUGCAACUUCCACCUUAAGUAAACGUGCAUUUGCAAAACAUACAAUACUUUUAUUUCUUCAACUGUACAUAUUAGUGGUUUAUACAUUAAAAAAAGACAAACAUUAAAUAUCUAUAUAAAAA
Photinus pyralis (common eastern firefly) is the source of this 1417-nucleotide messenger RNA. It is a transcript of the gene mRpS35, whose product is annotated as 28S ribosomal protein S35, mitochondrial. Gene Ontology annotation, molecular function: structural constituent of ribosome. NCBI's taxonomy places the organism in Eukaryota, Metazoa, Arthropoda, Insecta, Coleoptera, Lampyridae. Gene Ontology annotation, biological process: mitochondrial translation. The coding region runs from base 357 to 1313 and encodes 318 amino acids. Gene Ontology annotation, cellular component: mitochondrial small ribosomal subunit. The record is from RefSeq and is a predicted model, not a curated record. The transcript has 5 exons.